Messenger RNA from Bombus huntii, 4213 nucleotides. It is a transcript of the gene in, whose product is annotated as protein inturned. The coding region runs from base 1007 to 3820 and encodes 937 amino acids. The transcript is spliced from 12 exons. Gene Ontology annotation, biological process: vesicle-mediated transport; nervous system development; establishment of planar polarity. The record is from RefSeq and is a predicted model, not a curated record. Gene Ontology annotation, cellular component: cilium; cytoplasm. NCBI's taxonomy places the organism in Eukaryota, Metazoa, Arthropoda, Insecta, Hymenoptera, Apidae. Gene Ontology annotation, molecular function: protein binding.
AAAGUAAGGUGUAAAAUACGCUAAAAAGCUCAACUUUAGAUAUAUAUAACUUUUGACCUGUAGAUUAUUAAAAUUAAGACUUACAUUUUUAGAUUCUAUGCAUUGAAAACUAUCAUAAUAUAUAAUAAAAGUCAAUAAUUUUAUGUUCUCUAAACUGAAAUAAAGCCAAAGUAAAUUUGAAACGAGUAUCUGAAAUAAGUAUCGAAAUAUUUUUAAAUUAGAGAUUUAGUUUAGUUUAUUUUUCUUCCUUCGGGUCAGUAAUUGAAAAAAGCAUAACACUGAAAAGAACUUCUUGCCUUUAUCUUUUGGCAUCUCUUCCUUCUUUUUUUUGGUAUCUUUUUACCCUUUUUCUUUGUCUUUGGUUGAUUUAUAGUUUUAAGUGGCUUCCGAAUCAUCAUAAACCGCGUUAAAAAUAAGCACAAUACAACUACGAAGAAAUGGAGUUGCAGAAGUGCCAGUUGAAAAUCGACCGGAAUUCGGAUUCAAACUGCGGUGAAGGGCCGAGAAGUGAAGAGUGAGAGCUACUCGGUUACGAGUUACGAAUCCAAAGCUCCAGCCUCUGCCCAGUUCCAGCUAACCGUGUUAGCACGGUUCUUUUAAUUUAUAUGUUGUUUUUGUAAAAACAUUUGACAUGAAAUGAAAUAAAUAACAUUGUUGGAAUUUUUAUUCUUUUUAAUUAGAUUGUAAAAAAUUGGCAAAAGGAAAAAUAUAGUAAAUAAUAAACUCUUUUGUUUAAUUUAUUCUCACAUUAUGUACUUCCUAAAUUCUUUCUACUGCUAGGUAAAGAUGAAAGUUGUAGUAAAUCUCCCCACCUUUCGAGUGCCGACGCCGACAUUAAACUUUACAGAUCACUUCUUCAAGAAAAUGAUUUAAUUAAACAAGAUAUAGUAUAUAAGUUAUUGUAUAAACAGAGAGGAAAUACUAAAGAUUUAACAACAGUUUUCUUGGUAAAUCUGCCUUGAAAACAUUUUCACUAUAUAAAUCUUCAUAAUUGGUUUUAAAAGAAAUGGAUGAAGGAAAUUCUAAGACUGUGUCAUUGAAAUCACAAUGUAAAUAUAUUGAUCAAAUGUUUUCUUCAGAAAAUGUGAAAGAUGAUAAUGAACAUGAUUGGUGGGCAAGUGAUAGUGGAUCAAGUACUGGUUCAUACUAUUCAGAUACAGAUAGUUCCACAGCAGAAUGGGAAUCAGAAAUUAACCCUAACGGAGAACUAAUUUAUAUAGAAUCUCUAGUAGACAAUAUAAAUGAUGAACAAUUUUCAUUCAAUGAAACAAAACUUGAUUCUCAGCCAGAAUUGAUACGACGACGUAGUACUAGAGCUGGAAAACUUAUGCGACUUAUAAGACGUAAGGAGAGUAAACGUUUGAGCACAAGAAAUAAAAAAGGCAAUUUCAAUAUCACAGUAAACAAUAUUGGAAAUUCGGGAAAAGAUGGAACUACAAUUAAAGAAGUCACUUUUAGAGAUUUUCAAGCAGGUGAAAUUCGCGAAGUUAUACUAUGGGUUGAUCCAGAUAGACGACAUAAACUGGGAAGAAGAGCCACAUUGUGUGAAGCAUAUUUUGGAAUUAUCCCAGGUGUUUUUUCAGACAAAACACGUAUCAUGGUUGCUGGAUUUAUACCAGAUGGAGAAGCAAUGAAAAAUAAAAAUAUUAAAAUUGGAGAUUGGCUACGAAGUGUGAAUUCAAAUAAUGUUACAUAUCAAAAUUUGGAUCACAUAUUAUCUGAAAUAACUGUUUCAACAAAUGUAACAUUAGAAUUACAAAGAGUUGCAGGUGUUGAUGUUACAGCAACAUUGUCUGGAUUAAAUUGUCCUAAACAAUCUGUAUUGGUACAAAGACUGUUGAAUAAAGAGGAAAGUAAAGAUUUAAUGCAUUCAAUAGUAGAUUAUCCACUUGGUGUAUUAUAUCUACAAACCACAGAACUUUCAGAAGUGGGACCUGAACUACAAGGUGUUUUAUAUGCAUUUCCUCGGUCCGAAAGCAAAAAUAUGCAUUCUAUUUUGUGCACAGCAAGAGGAGCUUUUAUAACCCUUAAUCAUUUACUACCAGGAAUUGGAGGCCUACAACCUACAAGUACAACAAUACAGAUAGCAGAAGAGGAAAUUCAUGUUGUAUACACACCUCGAAAUGAUGAACUAUUUUUAAUGGCAUUACCAAAAAAAUGUUGUAGCCUUGAAGAAGCUGUCAAUUUAUCAUGUGAUAUAGUGAGAACAUUAGAAUUUGCAUAUCAGUCACUGAAAAAAUGUUUCACACCUGAAGAAACUCAUUCUUCUUUAGAUCAUUUCUUUAUUUUAGUUAUUGAACGAUUGUUAGACAUAAAGAGUUAUGCAAACAAUGCAGGAUUAACCACCUCAUGUAUGGAGAUUCAUAAUGAUAUUGAAAGUAUGGAAAGUUACAAAUUUACAAGCACCUUUUCAGUUGCAAAUUUUAUAGAGUUAUCAAGAGAUGCACAAAUUCAAAUUGAUGCAGCUUUAAGUGAAAUGGAAGCCAUGGAUUACAGAGAUUGGAAUGAAGAUCCUAUGGACUGUCAAAGGUUAUAUACAAUUUUGGGUAGUUGUAUUUAUCAUAAACAUUAUCUUCUUGGAUCUCAUUUAGCACACAGUGAUUUAAUUGAAGUAGAAUCUUAUCUUAGGCAAAAUUGUAUUUUAAAUUUGAUAAAUAAUGAACCUGUAAAGAGUCUUGUUAUUUGGAAAAAAGUAUAUCCUUCUUCAUGUAAUCGUAACGAUAUAGAAAACAAAAAUAAUCAACCAUUUGUUCUCAAUGGAAAAUGGUACUUACUCGUUGUUGGUUAUGGACAUGAUUUAUUAGCAGUUCUUCUAGAAUCUGGUGGAUGUACUGCAAAAUGCAGCGAAACUAUAGGUCCAGAUAUAUUUUAUGUAGAAGAAGCUCAGGAGACUUUAAAGCAUAUACAAAAAAUAGGGGUAACAACAUUAGCAGCUAAAUGGAUUUCAUCAAAUACUAGACCUGAAGUAAUAACUUAUGAAGAUCCUGUGCCUGUAAAACCAUCAUCUAGUAUUGCUGAGAAUAUUUUAGGUCUCAUAAAAUCAACAGAUGUGCAAAAUUUAUCUGUCAAACCACCUCAUACUUUAAGUAUUAACAAAAGAUCUCAAGAAAUACCUUCAAUUCUAAAAAAACGUAAUACAGAAGAAUGUCCUGUAAUUUUAGGAUCAGUAUACUCUUUGCAUACGUCAGAGGAUUCAUUAAGUCAAGGAACUGGUGGAAUUAGUGAAAUAAGCGAUGAAGCAUUGCCUAUAUUAGGAAGACGAGCAACAAGAGAGAAAAUUGUUAGUAGAUCAAGAUAUUCUGAUGAUAGCGAUUCUGAUCUUGAUGUGUAUAAGAAUGAUUGUCGAAUGUUAAAUAUGGACAUAUCUAAUAUAAGAGAAAAUUUAUUAAAUCAAGCUGAAUAUUUAGUACCAAAAGUAUUGACAGUGGGUGAUAAGAAUUAUUUAUAUCAUUAUAUACACUUGGACAUGAUUGAAGGAAUUCUUCUAUCCUCAAACCCACUAGAACAUUUAGCAAAAAAUCCUAAUUUCCUUAUUAAUUUUAAUAAAUGUGUUCAUAUUAUUCAUAAAUUGCUACAUAAUACAGUAAGAUUUAAAACUAUGUUAAACUCAGAUGUGGACAAAACUGUCAUUAAUAAGAGUUUAAUUGCUGUUAAGGAGCAUGGAGUGUUAUUUGAAUGGGAAAAUUUAACUUAUUGGGUUGUUGGUCGAUUAUAUACAACUCCCCAUCCAAAGGAGUUGUAUGUAUGUUAUCAGGAUUCUGCACCACAAAAUUUAAUUGAAAUAGCAUUUAAAUUACAUUCAUUACACACGCUAACAUAAGUUUUAGUCCUUUUAAAAUAUCUUCAUUUCUUAAAAUUUUAAAAAAUCAAUAACAUUUUACUAUUUUAUUAAUGUUAAAUAUUUGAUUUAAAAAAGACAAAUUUUUUCUUCUUUAGAUAUUUUAAUUGUUUUUUUAUUCAUAUAUCUUAAGAGAUUUUAAAAAAUAUAGAGCAUUAAAUACUUUUAUUUUUUAUAAUUAUGCAACAUUUAUAAAAUAUGAUAUUACAUGUACAUUUAUAUCAUUUAUAUAAGUUUGCACAAAAUAUUAAUCAUUAUAAUCAUUAUAUUAUACAACAUUAUAUAUUAUAUAUGCUUAAAAUUCAUGUUACAUUGUAAUUUUUAUAUACAGUUUAAUAAAUAUUCUUAAUAACUCAAUGAUAAGAUAUACAAAUA